GACUCCUAGCGGAACCUUUGGAUUCUGGACUGGUCCUGGACCACGUUUCACGGGUUACCCGCGGGCCCAGCACACUCUUCCUCCACAGUUCGAGGCAGCGAUACUUCUGAAUACCAGUUGCUGGAAACCAGGUGCUGGGUUCGAAUCCUGCUUACAGGUUUCCCACUGGGGCAUUUGUCUAGCGAGAACAGGGAUGCUGGACAAGGAGGGGGCGGUACAGGCCUGAUCCAUCUGGCUCUCUCUCCCUACGUUACUGCAAGGGCAUGUGCAAAACUCCAGCACAGCCUCACCGUGCCAGUAGCGCUGGCAUAUGGGUCAAGCACGCCUUUUGCUCCUGACGACAGGGGUCAUAAUUCCAAGUCUGGGGAGAGGCUGGUGCCGGAGGGAUCCAUGCCCUUUUUUCUCGCCUGCACGCUGCCGUUCUCCCUUCUUACAUAACUUCCCCGGGCAUUUAAGCAACGAGUUCCGAGAAUAAUUAGUUAUUAUCACCGGUAGCCCGAGAGCAGCUCCCAUGCAGCGACGCACACAUCUGUAUUUCUGAUCUGCCUGCGGAAAGCUUUCUCUCCCGGCUGGCGAUGAUUUACACCCGCUUCUUAGCCAAAGCGCAAGCUUGCCUCCGUCUCCGCAGCCUCCUCCUCCGCCAGUGCCUCGCAGAGCUCCUGGGGGUCUUCAUGUUGAUCGUGAUUACUCUGAGCGCAUCUGCGCAAGCCACCACCAGCGAAGGGACGAAGGGUGGCUAUUUUAGCUCAGCCCUAGCAGGUGGAAUUGCUGUGAUGGUAGCCAUCCACGUUUCGGGAGGAGUUUCCGGAGGACACUUAAAUCCAGCCUUUACGCUCACCAUGUGUCUGCUUGGCCAAUGCCCCUGGUGGAAACUGCCCAUCUUCUCUGUCGUUCAGACUAUGGGAGCCUUUUUGGGCGCAGGCACCGUCUACAUGCUUUAUUACGACGCCAUCCACAGCUAUAGCAAUGGGACCCUUGCAGUCACCGGACCCCGUGAAACCGCCUCCAUCUUUGCCACCUACCCAGCUCCCUACCUGUCGCUUGGCAACGGCUUCUUCGACCAGGUCCUGGGCACCGGGGUGCUGAUAUUGAGCAUCCUGGCCAUUAUCGACUCCCGCAACAGGCGCGUCCCACAUGGACUGGAGCCCAUCGCGGUGGGCUUGCUGGUCACCGCUCUCGGCUUGGCAAUGGGAGCCAACUGUAUGUGCGCCAUUAACCCAGCCCGGGACCUGGGCCCACGACUCUUCACCUACCUGGCCGGAUGGGGGCCUCAGGUGUUCAGUGCUGGAAACUACUGGUGCUGGGUUCCGGUCGUGGCUCCGAUGGUGGGGGCCACCAUUGGGACGGCUCUGUAUGAGCUCGGGGUGGAGUUUCACCACCUGCCGUCCCAGGACGAGGAAGAGACCUUGACCGCCAAGAAGCAUCACCCAGGGACGGAAAAGGAUACGGAGAUCUCGAUUUAUGCCGUGAAUAAAUACGCAGAGGAUUGGAGAGGCGGGGGCACAGGCAACCCCCCGGACGGGGGCCACAACAAAUUGGAAACUUCAAGUUCCUUUUAAAAUGGGACAGGCGCUGGAAGAGGCGAGAGACUUAAUCCUUUUGUAUUUAUAUACUAUUGGAUGGAGUUGUUGCUGUUGGUUUUAUGACUGAUGUAGGUCUCUGGGCGUGUGAAUUCCACACAAAAGGGCGGUGUUUGGAAUUCACAAAGGACCGCUUUCCCCCAUAGAUUAAGGUUACCAGACAUCCCCGUUUCCCGGGGACAGUCCCCGGAUUUACAGAUCAGUCACCAUACAAAAUCCAUUGAAUCCCCAGAUUCAUUGAAAAAAAUAUCUGGUAACCUUACCAUAAAUGAACUUUCUCGCUUGCUAAGCUCAUCACCUGAGGUCGUGCGCAGAAUGACUCCCACCUUUGGGGAUUACACAAUGGCAGCAACCAGAGACGGGGCCUUUUUUGUGGUGGCACCACUGUGGAACGACCACUCUUGAAGUAUUUGCUCAGUGCCGACUCUUUUUAUCGUAUGGGGGGAGGAAAGCUCUAUCCUACAGGGCAGGGGCUGUCGUGGUUUCACCCUAAAGAAUUCUGGGAACUGUAGUUCAAUUCCCUUCCCAGAGCAGCAGUUGACAGAGAGGUUCAGCAAUCCAUCCAUCUUUGCAGUGAACUCUGGGAAUUGUAGCUCCGUGAGGGGAGUCUCCAAACAACGCUCAGCAACCAGAGCAAACUACAGCUCCCAGAAUUAUUUGGGGGGAAGCCAUGACUGUUUUAAGCGGUAUCGUAGCGCUUUAAAUGUGUUUUGUGAAUAUGGCCUUAAUAUGCAGCGUUGCCUUUGUGGAACGCGACAGGAAGGAGGACGGGGACGGAACUAGAAUGAGUUGACUUAGCCACUCCUUGGCUCUGGCGCCACCUGCUGUUGGGUUCCCUGCUUCCGCCCCACUAGCCCCCAAUGAGCACCAGCCACCAUUGGCUGGGGAAAGCUGCCAAUCACCACAGACCAAGAGGAAGUUGCUGCCUUCCUCCUAUUACCAUCAGCCCUAGCCAAUAGGACCGAUGGUCAGGGAUGAUGGGAGUUGUAGUCCAGCAGUGUCCGAAGGGACGCAGGUUCCCCCCAUUCCUGAGGCUAGACAAUAGUGAGCUACAUGGAGCAAUGGUUUGCCUUGGCAAAAUGCAACUUACUUGACCUAAUGCUGCUAUGAUGACUUGUGUUCUUUGUGUGUGUGUGUGUGUGUGUGUUCUGUUAAUUUUAUUCGAUGUUUUCUUGCUGCUGUUCUGAUGGAUGAAUUGUUUAAAUGCUUUUUAUCGAUCGCUGUAUUGUAACGAGAUGAAAGGAUGAAAUAAAAUGAAAAAUGGUUUCUAAAAUACGUAGGGUGCUGGGAAAAGCCCUCUAACACAGAGGUGGG
Molecule: messenger RNA, 2894 nt
Organism: Podarcis muralis (Common wall lizard)
Lineage: Eukaryota; Metazoa; Chordata; Lepidosauria; Squamata; Lacertidae
Gene: ATP8B2
Product: ATPase phospholipid transporting 8B2
Biological process (GO): glycerol transmembrane transport; water transport; Golgi organization
Cellular component (GO): trans-Golgi network; basolateral plasma membrane; plasma membrane
Molecular function (GO): ATP hydrolysis activity; ATP binding; water channel activity
Source: RefSeq, a predicted model, not a curated record